This is a messenger RNA of Knipowitschia caucasica, 522 nucleotides long. Lineage: Eukaryota; Metazoa; Chordata; Actinopteri; Gobiiformes; Gobiidae. The record is from the annotation of a GenBank genome assembly.
AUGGACAAGACCUUCUCAUAUAGAAGAUAUGAGGUGGUACGGGAUGCUCCACUGGUCCAAGACUUCAAAGAAAGAUGGCCAGGCCUGUUUGACGUGUAUGAGAUUAACGCUGAGUUCAAGAGACUGACAACCAUCCCUCUUCAGUCCCGUUUCCUCUCUCAGUUGGACAUCUUCUCUAACAAACUCCUAGCCCUGUUUAAGAAGAGGGGAGGACAAAUUGGAAAGAAGCUGCAAGAACUGAUGAAAUCCAUGACAGAUGAAUACAGUGAUGAAGCUGUCGAUGCUGGAAGGGAGUGUAUUUUGAAGGCAUUAUGCGUGUACCUGAACGAGGACCCUGACAUCUUGAUAAAAGAGCAUGUGGCCGCUCUUGUCCGUUCUGCUGGAGCCGUCUUUGAACUGUCUGUCAGAGAGUAUAAACGCUUAUGUCGGGAGAGACUCAGUUUUGGCCCCGGGGAGCGCUCCAUCACAAACCACUCCAUCGAUCCAAGACCGAGGCACCUGGAGCCGGGCCAAGGAUCCUGA